GUUGCCAUGGUGAAUGUAGGAAGGGCGGGGGCGAAGGGGCCCGGCGGCAACACCCACCGGAAACAAAGUCCGCAAUGGCACCCGCAGAAAUGAAUUGGAGCGAGACCUGACUUAAUUCUGGGGGGGAUCCGGUUCCUUAAAUUACAACCCUAAAUGUGUUUUCGGCGCAUCUGCAACCGCCUGCUGCAUCCGAUGUGUUUCCAACACCGCACGUCGGGCUAUUCCGGAAAAGAUUCGGGUCGGACUCAGUGAUUAUUUGGGAAAACAGCAGCGGAUUCGGUGAGUGGGAGGAGGCGACACAGACCAGUUUCUCUCCCCCCCCCCCCACCAACCCAGGAUCGUUUUACACUUCUUCACUGUCGGAGGAAAGAAGGAAAUCUAAACAUGAAGGAAUAUGUCCAUUUGCUUUUCUGACGAAUAAAAAAAAGAGCAGAUUCCGUUUCGCUGAGCUGAUGUGAUCGGCACCACGAUGCCCUUCCGACAAUCGCAGUGUGGGCUCUGCGGGGUUUGACGAGGCCCGCUUUUCAGUCUGGAAAUUUCUUGCUCAGGAAAGCAGUUCGGGUUUUCUGACUACAAAGCAUUUUUUUUUUUUUUUACUGCAUCCCCCGGCAUAAAGGAUGCGAACUGUAUCGGCAGUUAAUUUUUUUUAAAUGACUCUUUUAAACAUAGUUAUUGCCGCCUUUGGAGUAAACAGUUGAAGGAUUUCUUUUUUUUAAAAAAAAAUCUUUUAUGGGAUUAUUUUUAUUCCUGUGUGAUCGGCGGCUGUGAGCAAAGAUGGUAAAUUUGAGGAGGCUGCUGCGAGUGUCCAACCGGUCCUUCCUGGCCUUUAUUUUUUUCUUUUCGCUCUCCACGUCCUGUCUCUACUUCAUUUACGUGGCCCCCGGAAUAGCAAACACCUACUUCUUCAUGGUUCAAGCCCAAGGAAUGAUGCUGAGGGACAACGUCAGAACAAUAGGACACAUGAUCAGAUUGUACACGAUCAAGAACAGCACUCUUAAUGGCACAGAUUACCCUGAUGGCAGUAACUCCAGUGAAUAUAUCGCUCAACCUACAACAUACCUUCCAGAGAAUUUUACUUACGCCCAGAACCUCCCUUGUCCUGAGAAGUUACCUUCUAUGAAGGGUCGUAUUGAUGUCAAUAUGACAGAAAUAACAAUGGAAGAAAUUCACCAGAGAUUUUGCAAGUCCCUGGACAUUCAGAUCGCCGGGCACUGGAAGCCAAAAGACUGCAAACCUCAUUGGAAGGUGGCAGUCCUCAUUCCUUUCCGAAACCGCCAUGAACACCUCCCCAUAUUGUUUCGACACCUGAUUCCCAUGCUCCAGCGACAGCGCCUGCAGUUUGCCAUCUAUGUAAUUGAGCAGACUGGCGCCCAGCCCUUUAACCGUGCCAUGCUGUUCAACGUCGGGUUCAAGGAGGCCAUGAAGGACCUGGACUGGGACUGUCUCAUCUUCCACGACGUGGACCACAUCCCAGAGAACGAUCGGAAUUACUAUGGCUGUGGACAAAUGCCCCGGCACUUUGCUGCUAAACUCGACAAGUAUAUGUAUAUUCUUCCCUACAGCGAGUUCUUUGGAGGGGUGAGUGGGCUGACCGUGGAGCAGUUCCAGAAGAUUAAUGGAUUUCCGAAUGCUUUCUGGGGCUGGGGUGGAGAGGACGAUGAUCUUUGGAACAGAGUGCAUUAUGCAGGACUCAACGUGACGAGGCCCGAGGGAGACUUGGGAAAAUACAAAUCAAUUCCACAUCACCACCGAGGAGAAGUACAGUUCCUGGGGAGGUACAAGUUACUAAGGUACUCCAAAGAACGGCAGCACCUGGAUGGUCUGAAUAACUUGAACUACACCCCAGAAAUCACUUUGAGUAGUUUGUAUAAAAAUAUAACAGUGAACCUCACUCCAGAACUCGCUCCUGUUGGGGACUACUGAAGCAGCAUCAGCUUCGAGCGGGAACGCACUCCUGGGCAGAUGAAGAUCGCGGGUGGAAACCCAUGUCCGCGCAGUAUUUGGAGCAUGGUGUAACAUUGCCAAUUUAUUUUGUGAAGGUUUUAUGAGCGGAUUUAGGGCCUGUGUAAUCGAACAAUUCCGUGUGUGUCAUUGCAUGUUAAGUGUCUGUGCUGGCUUUUGCUAAUAAACUCACAUCACACUAUAAAAGGAAGGAUGCCAGCAUCAGCAAAUAAGACAUUUACUGCAUAGCCUUAAAGAAAACUGUAGGCUUUGUAUCACCAUAUUUGUUCAAAUGAAAAGCCACUAAAGUAAACAAGUUAAUGUUACAUUAGGAGCCAAUAGAGAACUUUGUCCUAACAUUUAUUGUUUUUACAUAUCACGUUUUUUUUUGUUUGCAACGAAAAAUUUGUUUCCUUAAGAAAAAAAAAAGUGCAGGUGAUUGUAUAUGUGAUGUAAAUUUGCAUUACGUGUUGUAAUUGUUUUGUUUUUUUUUGUUUUUUUUACUUUUUAGUAGCACUCCUGUUCAUAUGUAAGCAUUUUCCAUUCCUCUGGCUGUAUAGUGUACUGUAGAGACCAUUUGCAUGAAGAGAACAUGUGUAAAUACAGGCCUUUUUAAAAGAAUUUAGCAAAUUAUUAAGCAUAUUCCAAUGCAUAUUUUUUUGGCAGCUAUAACCUUUUCACAUUAUUGAAUAACUGGGGCUGUAAGAGAAUCGCAGGCCGAGAAUUUGUUGGGGAAACCGUUUUAGAACAAAAACGGAGGUAAAAAUGUAUGUUUUGAUAGUAAAGACUGGCACGGCCUUAUUUCUUAACUA
Lepisosteus oculatus (spotted gar) is the source of this 2753-nucleotide messenger RNA. RefSeq names its product UDP-Gal:betaGlcNAc beta 1,4- galactosyltransferase, polypeptide 6 (gene b4galt6). The record is from RefSeq and is a predicted model, not a curated record. Gene Ontology annotation, cellular component: Golgi apparatus. NCBI's taxonomy places the organism in Eukaryota, Metazoa, Chordata, Actinopteri, Semionotiformes, Lepisosteidae. Gene Ontology annotation, biological process: carbohydrate metabolic process. Gene Ontology annotation, molecular function: UDP-galactose:glucosylceramide beta-1,4-galactosyltransferase activity.